This is a messenger RNA of Trichobilharzia szidati, 4720 nucleotides long. Lineage: Eukaryota; Metazoa; Platyhelminthes; Trematoda; Strigeidida; Schistosomatidae. The record is from the annotation of a GenBank genome assembly.
AAAGUGAUGUCUGUUUGGCGCAUGUUUAAUGUCAUACCGGUGGUUUGUCCUGAUUUUCUGGUCCUUUUUGACAUGGAGUGGAGGCUUUUGUGAAUAUUGUCCUGCACGCAUAGUGGAUCUGAGUGAGCCAAACUCUUUAUCUUCACUAAGAAACUGUUCAAAAGUCGAAGGGACACUUAUUAUACAAAAUCUAAACGAUGCUUGCUGCCAUAAGAAUGAUUGUAGUUUGCCAAGUCUGGUGGAAAUCACCGGUCGGUUGAUAAUAGAAAAUGGUAAUUGUUCCGGGGAUUUGUCUACAUUUCUUCCAAAUCUCACUAUCAUACGAAAUCCGACCACUAUAUCUGCUGAACCAAGCUUAAAAUUCCGCCAAAUAUCAGAUUACAGUUUGAUUAUCAGACAUACGAAGUUAAAAGGCCUAGGAUUACGGAAGCUUACUACUUUAAAAUCUAAUCACAUUGCACUGAUCGAUAAUCCUUUUAUGUGUUUUGUGGAUACUGUGGACUGGGAUGCUCUCACAAGCAGUUUUCAUUAUGGACUGGCGAGUUCAUAUCGUCCAGGAAAACAAAAUCUCGCGCGAUUUAAUCUAGGUGACUUUUGUCCUGACCAAUGCCCAAUAAACUGUUCACUUUAUCGGAAUGACUCAGCACGUCUCUCUUGCUGGUCUACGGAUUUUUGUCAGGCAAAAUGUAGUUCUUUCUGCACAAAUAAUGGAUUAACAUGUCAUCUAGAUAACCCACAGAAAUGCUGUCAUCAAGAGUGUUCUGGCGGUUGUUUUGGUCCGUCGGCGAAUAAUUGUUUAACCUGUAAACAUGUUAAAAUUAAUGGAACUUGUCUGAGUCAUUGUCCGAAACCAUUUUAUUUGUUGAAUAAUCUUUAUUGUAUAACACGUGAAGAAUGCAUUAAUCGUCAAGAGGUGGUAAUACAAAAUGGCAAUGAACAUUAUUCAAUGAAUUAUUCUAUUUUCAAUACAACUUGUGUUUCCAAAUGUCCAUUGGGAUAUGUACGUUCAACUUCUUCUGGAGAGUGUUUACUCUGUCCUGAAUCGAAAUGUGCUAAACGAGCUUGUGGUGAUAUACAUGUGUAUAAAGUUUCAGAUCUUAAACAAGUACAUGGAUGUGUAACAGCUCAAUCGAUUCUAAUCAGUCUUCGUGAUUGUGAAGAUAUACAUAAUUCCGAAUUUAUGGAUGCAUUUUCUGAUCUUGAAGAGAUUUAUACCAGUCUACAUGUGAUCAGUUCUGAUUCCCUACAAUCGUUAGCUUUUCUUCAAUCAUUACGAGUUAUACAUGGAUUACAACGGGAUAGAAAUAUAUCCAGUGGUUCAACAACAACUGUUCUAGAAAUCGCUUGGAAUAGUCAACUUAAAGACCUCUGGACACCGAUAUCUUCACAUUUAACUAUUCUACACGGAAGAGUAGUAGUUACAUUAAAUCGUAAUUUAUGCCCAGAAAAAAUUCAACAAUUUAUACGCACUAGCGUUAACUUAUCGCGUAACUUAACAACCUUAGAAUCUGAUCUUAUUGAAAAGUCGAAUGGAGCUAUUGGCUUGUGUCGAACCCAUAAACUUAACCUAUCCAUUAAUUAUGUACAUCAGCGUUCUGUAUCAUUCAUUAUCGUCAGUAGUAGUACACCAAGUUGGAAUGAUUUUCGUCAAGUUCUACCGACAACAGUUUAUUAUAGAGAUAUGGAUGAAUUUGAACCAGUCGUUGAAACAGUUUGUUAUAAAUCAUGGCAUAUACAUGAACCGAAAUGUCAAAAAAUAAUUGAAUCCGAGUCAAAAUUGAAUCUGUUCAAUGAUGAAAUAAAAUCUACGCAUAUAAGACUUCAAUGUGAAAUAAAACAUUUAAAACCUGCUCGACAUUAUCAAGCCUAUGUCGAGAUACGUACAAUGUUCAACUCUGAAGGUGCAAUCAGUCAAGUAUUCACCUUUCAGACGAAACAAGACAAACCGAGUAGUCCAACGGAUUUCUAUGCUUAUCCGCUGAGUUCAAAUGAAAUACAACUACACUGGAAUAGUCCAGAUAAUCCAAAUGGUCAAAUAGUUGAAUAUCAUAUUUGGUAUAAACGUUUAUCAUUGAAUACUUCAUCAUUUAUUGGAGAUGAUCAUCAUAACAAUAAUAAUAAUAAUAAUAACAGUAAUGAUAAUGAUAACGAUUAUGAUACUUCGACUUGUACUGACGGUCGUUCUUCUUUACAAUUUGUCAGUUUAUCAUCAACUACUAGUCAUACAAACAGAAUAACAACCAAUAAUGAUAAUCUCUUGGAGAAGACAACAACUUCAAUAACCAGUGAUUCCCUGAUGAAAAUUCCAAGUGAACUAUGCUCUUGUACUAGUUGUGCUGACCUAUGCUUUAAUCCUGCAGUAGUGCAUUUAACCAAUACAAACGAAAAUGAUGCUGUCGGUGAUACUGAUAAUAACACAACAGCAACAGCAGCGACAACAACAACAAAACGAAUUGAUGUAAUACAAAAAUUAUUUAGGCAAAAAACAAUCAAUAAUAAAAAUAAUAAAGCCUAUGAUGAAGAUUAUCAGAAGAUAACUCGAUGGGAACGUCUUGAUAUGAUACGUUUUGAAGAUUCUUUACAAAAUUUAUUAUUAUUUUCAAGAAUUAAACCACUUGUAAACAGUCGAGGGAAGAGAAGUCCAGGAGGUGAAUAUACAAACUCUUUGUAUUCAUCGAAAACACUUACGCAUAAUUCAUAUUAUCAUCAACAUAAAUGGGAUAAUCAUCGAUUAAUUAAAGUGGAUUCAGUGAAUUCGAAAAAUUCUACAUCAUUGAAAAAUGCUAUGACUAUAUCUAUUGAUAAAUUGCAUCAUUACACUGAAUAUUUAUUUGUUAUUUCUGCUUGUCAUACACCGCAUGAUGCUUACGGUGUACCAUUACAAACUGUAAGUGGGAAAAUUUAUGAAACUGUUAGUAAUGCUUCAUCAGCUUCUGAUGACGACUCAAUCGUCGAAAUGCCAUGGUGUAGUUCACGUAGUGUUGUCUGGCAACGAACUGAAGCAUCAAUCGGUGUUGAUGAUAUUGACCCUAGUUCUAUUGAAACAUUUGAUGAAAGUAUUGAUAUGAAUAGUUGUCGUCUAUCUGUGCUCUCCGCCGCCGCCUCCUCCUCGUCGUCGACUCCAUCAUCAUCAUCAGCAGUAUCCAGUCUGUGUGAUAAAUUAUUCAAUAAUAAAAGUGAGGCUGAUACGAAUUCUACAACAAACAGUGAGCAACAACUAUCCAAGUUUACAGUUAUCCGAUUGAAAUGGUUACCUCCAUCAACACCGAAUGGUUUAACGCUACACUAUUGGCUACGCUAUAGACGAUUGAAAGAAAGUGAAGCGAAAUUCGAUAAACAAUCAUUACAAAAUCCACUUAGUGAGGAAGGAACUUGGUCUUCACUAUGCAUUAAAGCAAAAAAUAUACCUAAACUAUUAGGCUAUUCUAAUUCAACUCUACUGUCUAAACUCAAUUCUACAAUGAAUCAUUUUGUCUCUAUACAAUUAUAUGAUCUACGUCCGGGUGUAUAUGAAUUUCAAAUUAUGAGUGUUUCAUUAGCUGGAAAUGGUUCAUGGACGCCUGUUAAACAGUUUGAAGUUUCAGAUACACGUGUUCACUCUAUAUGGGAGUUUUUAGAAGAACAUUAUUACAUCGUGAUUAUAACAUUUCUAUUCAAUUUCAUUGUGCUCGGAUUGGGAGCAUUUUAUAUACAACGAAGAAUUUCACGGAAACGAUUAGAAAAUCAAUCAUGGAAAGAUGAACAAUGGGAGUUAUUAAGUCUUGGCAUUUCGAACUAUUGGAUGAUUCCUAUGAAUGAUUUAGUGAUCGAUAUCAAUUCCCCGUUAGGUCGUGGUUCAUUCGGUAUGGUUUACAAAGGAAAGAUUAUGCGUUUGUCGACACCAGCUAGUCAACAUUUAUUUCUCAAUUGUAAUACAAAUACAAAAGAUGUAACACUGAGUUCGAAGUGUAUUAUGUCAUGGGGAUCUAUUGGUUUGGAAGUAGCUGUAAAAACUAUGUUCCCAGCAUCAAAUAUGAAUGAUAUACGGGAAUUCUUCAAUGAGGCGUCUUUUAUGAAAGAAUUGUCGUGCAAGUAUAUUGUGCAGUUUUUAGGAAUCACAUUUAGACAGUUAUCAAGUUAUCCAGUAAUUGUAAUGGAAUAUAUGGCGUUCGGUGAUUUGGCGACGUAUUUACGUCAAAGAAUGUCAAAAGAUGAUUGUCCUCAAGGGUCAGUUGAACCACAACUAGCCAUAAAUUGGGCUAAUCAAUUAGCUAAUGGUAUGCAUUACCUCUCCGAGUUGCAUAUUAUCCACCGUGAUUUAGCUGCACGCAAUUGUCUGGUGAAUUCUACACUAACAGUGAAAAUUGCAGAUUUCGGUUUAGCCCGUCGUGGUAAUAAUGAAGAAUACUAUAGAAAAAUUGGACAAGCUCGACUACCUGUAAGAUGGAUGGCACCAGAAUCUUUGUCUUCUGCUUAUUUCACUAGUAAAUCUGAUGUUUGGUCUUAUGGUGUUGUGCUAUGGGAGAUAGCUACAUUCGCCUCAUUACCAUAUCCUGGUUUAUCACAUGAAGAAGUUAUGAAUUAUGUGAUUAACGGUGGACACUUAAAUCUACCUGAUUGUCCAAGUAAAUUUCCAGCUGUACUAUUAACACUAAUGAAUAUGUGUUGGGAAAUGGAAGCAGCUAAAAGGCCAACAUUUAAUGAGAUCUUAUCCAAUCUAAAGCCAUUCAUAUCUGUUUAA